AUGGGCAAGGUGUACUCGCAGCCGGCUUGUCGGUUGGCGUACGCCGGCGACGUCCGCGGUCUCUCUUCGCUGGCGGCCCGCGAUCCCGACAGCGUCGACGCGCGGGACGACGUCACCGGGGACACGCCACUCAUCGCCGCCUGUCGCCGGGGCCACCUGCGGGCGGCGGCCUUCCUGAUGGAGCGCCGGGCCGAUGUGCGCGCGCGCAACAAGAAGCGGCGCACGUGCCUCCACUACGUGGCCAAGCAGAACUUUUCCCUCCUGGAUCACCUGAUCAUCCUGAUCCUGAUGCCCAUCCUCCUCCUGGGAUACUUCCUCCUGUUGCAGAAGCAGCGGCGUAACGAGGCCCUGAUGAAGCUGGUGCUGGACAGCGAAGUGGACGUCAACGCGGCCGAUUACAAAGGCAACACGGCUCUUCACUACGUUUGUCUGAGGAAACGUCACCAUUUAGUUCCCCCGCUGCUCCUCAGAGACGCCGACCCACACGUCAAGAACCACGACGACGAGUCGGCGCUGGACAUCGCCGUGAGGCUGAAGUUCACCAAAGUGGUGCGGCUGCUGAGGAAGACUCAGUGA
Nerophis lumbriciformis (worm pipefish) is the source of this 576-nucleotide messenger RNA. Lineage: Eukaryota; Metazoa; Chordata; Actinopteri; Syngnathiformes; Syngnathidae. The record is from RefSeq and is a predicted model, not a curated record.